Molecule: messenger RNA, 1068 nt
Organism: Drosophila miranda
Lineage: Eukaryota; Metazoa; Arthropoda; Insecta; Diptera; Drosophilidae
Product: probable cytochrome P450 12a5, mitochondrial
Exons: 4
Coding region: 1-1068 (355 amino acids)
Molecular function (GO): iron ion binding; monooxygenase activity; heme binding
Source: RefSeq, a predicted model, not a curated record
AUGCAGCCGAAGACCGUGCGGCUUUACUAUAAGAAGAUGUCCAAUAUUAAAGCACUCCGUGAUAUCGAUACCCAGGAAGCUCCAGAUGAUUUCUUAAACGUUAUAAAUCGGUGGACCCUCGAGUCAGUCUCUGUGGUGGCUCUGGACAAGCAGUUGGGACUGCUCAAAGAGUCGGGCGAUAACGACCAGGCUGUGUUACUUUUCAAGUACCUGGACGAUUUUUUUGAAUUAACAGCCGAUCUGGAGAUGAAGCCCUCCAUCUGGCGUUACGUUAAAACACCCAAGCUAAUGAAGAUAAUGAAGUCCCUAGAUGGCGUUCAAGAAAUAACUUCAGCGUAUGUAGACGAAGCUAUAGAGCGUCUAGAGAAAGAGGCCAAGGAGGGUGUUGUCCGCCCUGAGAGCGAGCAGAGUGUACUGGAAAAGCUGCUCAAGAUCGACAAAAAGGUGGCGACGGUUAUGGCCAUGGACAUGCUAAUGGCCGGAGUGGAUACCACCUCAAGUACCUUUACAGCGGCCUUGCUGUGCCUUGCCAAGAAUCCGCAGAAGCAGGCCGUACUCCGAGAAGAGGUGAUGAAGGUUCUACCCGAGAAGGACUCCGAAUUCACUGAGGCAUCGAUGAAGAACGUUCCCUAUCUACGUGCCUGCAUCAAAGAGUCACAACGGAUCUAUCCUUUGGUCAUCGGCAAUGGCCGAUUUCUCAAUCGGGACAGCGUUUUGAGCGGAUAUCAAGUGCCAGCUGGUACCUGUGUGUCGAUGGUUCCCCUGAGCUUGCUGUCAAGCGAGGAGCACCUCCCCAAGGCUGCUGAGUUCCUGCCAGAACGUUGGAUUCGUAACGCCACAGACUCCAACGGGCAAUGCCCGGCAAAUGACUUGAAGCUGAAGAAUCCGUUUGUGUUCUUGCCCUUCGGAUUUGGACCCCGGAUGUGCGUUGGAAAGCGCAUCGUGGACAUGGAGCUCGAGCUGGGCAUCGCUCGACUCAUUCGGAACUUUAGCAUCGAGUUCAAUCAUCCCACGGAGAACGCUUUCCGCUCCUCCCUGAUCAAUUUGCCCAACAAAGGUAUAACAUAG